CAAUCGGAACGUCAUCGGGAACUUUGCUCUGUAUCAGACACUUUUAUUCUUAAUAAAUUUCAGAAACAUCCCUUUGCUUUUAUACUUAAUUCACAAAACCUUACAUCUUGUAGCAGCAAACCAGCGCAUCAGCAAGGGUCCAAGGUGUUCAAUCAUCGGGUGCCGAUGCCCCCCAAUCAACAACCAGGUAAGCUCAACCCAAGAGAAAAGCCCCUACAAGCACCAAGACUCAACGGGAAUGGCAGAAAGCAGCACCAUCCUCUCCACCUCAUCCGAUGCCCCAAAUUCAAGCAGACCCGGCCGAUGCACCUAAACAGACCAUCGAUCCAUCUAAUCAAGGCACGUCAUCGGCCGUUGUCCGUGAGCAAACAACCAUCGCUUCCCCUCAAGCCGAAGAUGUUCCAUCGGUAGACCCAAUCGGUCAGGGCAUAAUACAAGUCACAUCCUCAAGCCAAAGGCAAGAGAUUGCUCUGAAACAAGAACAGGACUCCCUUGACAGUUUAUUCUCUUUUGCCAUCGACAUUUCUGAUGACGAAGGUGAAGAAGCAAGUUCUUCUUUGGCGCUCGGAAUCGCAUCAGCAGAAAUCAAAUCUAAAUUGGAAGAUCUAUUGGGCCUACUGCAGCGAGACACAACCCAAUUGGUGGAUAACUCAGACCCAACCAAGGCCAUCUUCAAGACUCUCCGUGGUCAAAUUCCAGCCGAUGCCGAAGAGGCACUUCUCCAAGUCGCCCAUCUAGAAAGUCGUCAGCUCCAAUAUCAGAAAGCUGUCCAAUGCCUUGCCGACAGAGCUGCCCAGGCCCACCUUAAGGAGGAGAUGAUGAGGCAUCGCUACACUAGAUACGUUGACACCAUCGUCUUUUCCAAGUUGCAAAUCUUCUCCAACUCAGCUACUACGUCAUUCUCAGAUUCAGCAAACACGUCGUCAGUGUUUUGAUCAUAACUUCUUCAUACGACAUCGAAAUGGUGUGAUCUUGGACUUGUUGGAAAGGGGACAACGGCACCGUCGUUUUGGAUCUGGUCCCAGCUCCAGAUCUUUCGUGGAUUAAUCUUUACGUCCACGACAAGGUGCUGCGUCACCUAUUUUAGGCCAACUUGGUCAUGUAUCGAUUUCGAGCCUUAAGCCCAUGUUGUGGGCGCCUCCUCCUGGUCGCCUCCAACCCUAGGUCACUUCUCCUUUAUAUUCCACGCAGCCGCCACUAUUUAGA
Molecule: messenger RNA, 1206 nt
Organism: Sorghum bicolor (sorghum)
Lineage: Eukaryota; Viridiplantae; Streptophyta; Magnoliopsida; Poales; Poaceae
Exons: 3
Coding region: 276-935 (219 amino acids)
Source: RefSeq, a predicted model, not a curated record